CGAGCAAGCACCUGGUGACGGCGUCCUAUGUGAGCCCGCAGAUGGCGGAGCUAGACGAGCCUGCCAAGGCCAGCGGGGUCACUGUGCUCUGCGAGAUGGGGCUGGACCCGGGGAUUGACCACAUGCUGGCUAUGGACAUGAAGCAGCGCAUCGAGGCGGAUGGUGGCACCAUCACGUCCUUCGUCUCCCUCUGCGGCGGCCUGCCGGCCCCUGGUGCGGCGGACAACCCCCUGGCGUACAAGUUCAGCUGGAAUCCGAGGGGCGCGCUGCUGGCGGGGCGCAACUCCGCCGUCUAUAAGAAGGACGGUGCACUGGUGGCUGUCAAAGGAGAGGAUCUUUUCGCCUCGUCCCAGACUCUCCGCCUUCCCCAUUUCCCCGCCUUUGCGCUCGAGGUGCUUCCCAACCGCGACUCCCUCGGCUACGCCGACUACUACGGGCUCAGCAACCCCGACCGCACCGUUGCUGCUGCCGCGGAUGCUGCUGCUGCAGCGGCGGCGGUUACUGCAGAGACUAUGUUCCGAGGGACCCUGCGCUAUGAAGGUUUCAGCAGCAUAAUGGCCGGGCUGGCAGCGCUAGGCCUAUUCAACCAGGACCCCCACCCGCUCCUCUCCGUCCCGCGCGCUGCUGCCGCCGCCACAAAGGCCGAGGCCGACCCCACCGCUCCAGCCACCACCGAAGCCCCUCGCGAUGACGACGAUGCGCCCCUCCCGGCCUACCCAACCUAUGCCUCCUUCCUGCACGCCCUGGUUACCACCGCGGGGCGGCUG
Closterium sp. NIES-67 is the source of this 767-nucleotide messenger RNA. The record is from the annotation of a GenBank genome assembly. Lineage: Eukaryota; Viridiplantae; Streptophyta; Zygnematophyceae; Desmidiales; Closteriaceae.